UUCCUCAAAUUGGUUAAUAAAUUGGCCUCUCAGCGACCACAAGAAAGUAGUGACUCAAGUUCCUGUCCUUCCCGUUUGAUAUCUUACUUUCGAUUGUACCUCAAAUGGAACCCUUGAACAGAGGAUACUAAGAAAAGCAAAAUUACACCGUUUUGUAGGCGCUUCCUCUUUCACAAACAAUCCAUUGAGAUGAGACAAAAUUAAUGUUGUAUGCCGUCAAAGCAGCACACACAAUUUUUCAUGGCUUUUUUUUUUUUUUCAAAAUUCCAUGGGGAGCAAGAUAGCGAGGAUAUAACCCAGACAUUCCGUCGAUCCAUAAUAACUGCAAAGUUACAAUUCCACUGUUCCUAAAUUUUACCUUAUUUACAAUCGACGGACAAAUCAACGCAAGCUGUGACGUAAAAGUUAGCUCCAUGUUCUGCUCAUCAGAUUGUAAACAUCACGCUAUGACAGCUACAACUGUUCGUUUUGAUCCAAAACCCGAAACAUGUCUCCAACUAUCGACUACGUUUUGCAAUAUUUGAGUAUAGCACUGCUAUACUUCAUAGGAUUCUCUGGAGGCACACACGUGCUGGGCAUCUUUACACUGUACCAACUAUUCUUUUAUACACCCUUAUGGCCGUUUGUACUUCUCUAUUUAUCAUGGACGUAUCUUGUUGAGUGGAAAACCCCUGAACGUGGCGGAAGAGACCUCCUGAUAAACUUUGCAAGAAGGCUCUCUGUUUUCCAGUACAUGAGGGAUUACUAUCCUAUUACCCUCGUCAAAACUAGCGACCUCGAUCCGCAGAAGAAUUAUAUUUUUGGAUAUCAUCCCCAUGGAGCUUUUUCCGAAGGAGCAUCGAUAGGAUUGAAUACAGAAGCAUGUGGAUUUAGUGAAAUAUUUCCUGGAAUCAUUCCGCAUCUUUCCGUGACCUCAGGUAUUCUCAAAGCCUUGUUAUACCGUGACAUUCUGAUGGCCCUGGGCGUAAUUGAUGUAUCACGUCACAGCUUGGAAUACAAUCUGACACAAAAGGGAAAGGGACACUCGGUUGUAAUCGUUGUGGGAGGAGCAGCGGAGAUUCAUGAAAUGGGCUUUGACAGCUACGAGCUGAUAAUGAAACGAAGGAAAGGAUUCAUCAAACUGGCUUUGCACACUGGGUCCGAUCUCGUCCCUGUCUUUGGGUUCGGACAAAAUAAUAUUUAUCAUGUCAUUGGCGGCAGUAGAUCCUCUCAAUUCUCACCACUUCAGCGUUGGCUCAGAUCUUUUACUUCUUGCAUGGGAACUUGUUUUCUUCCGAGACGAUCUCCAAUCAACGUUGUUGUGGGAUCAGCUGUUUCUGUGUCCAAGGUUGCCAACCCAACACAGGAAGAGAUAGACGAACUUCACGUGCAGUACCUAAAAGCACUUACCGAUCUGUACGAGAAAAAUAAGGACAAAUAUCACCCAACAGAGACUUCAGAGUUGUUGAUCAUCUAGCUAUAAAUGAAAG
Molecule: messenger RNA, 1469 nt
Organism: Stylophora pistillata
Lineage: Eukaryota; Metazoa; Cnidaria; Anthozoa; Scleractinia; Pocilloporidae
Product: diacylglycerol O-acyltransferase 2
Biological process (GO): triglyceride biosynthetic process
Cellular component (GO): endoplasmic reticulum membrane
Molecular function (GO): diacylglycerol O-acyltransferase activity
Source: RefSeq, a predicted model, not a curated record